AUGACGGAGGAGCCAAUGUCAAAAAAGAUCCGUAUUUGGAAUCCGGCAGUUACUGCAAACGACAACCAGAACGAUUCUGACAAUUCGUCAAAUGCCGAAAAUUCAGAGGACGCGCCAUUAGAUUGCUCGAAAUCGAUUCCGAAUUCCGGUUUUCCAAAUAUUUUUCAGAAUUAUCUCCAACUGGCUGCUCCAUUGAUGUUGCGACUUCAACAACAACGACAAUUCGAAGAAUUCGCCCGACGCCAAAUGAUGAGCGGCUUAAUCCAAAUGCCACGUGCUCCUGCUCCACCUGCUCCUUCAGUUCAUUCAACUCCUCCACAAGAGCCGAUUACCCUUCAGAAUCCGAUUGUAGCUAGUGUUCUCGGCUCUCAAUUAGUUAAUGAGAACUGCUGUGCCGUCUGCGGAGUAUCGUUCAGACUCACAGGAGAUCUGGUUCAACAUAUGAGAAACAACCAUCGAAAGAGCAAAUUUAAGAGAAAGGCCGAUUUGAAAGUGCAGCAACAGGAAUAA
Messenger RNA from Caenorhabditis bovis, 510 nucleotides. The record is from the annotation of a GenBank genome assembly. Lineage: Eukaryota; Metazoa; Nematoda; Chromadorea; Rhabditida; Rhabditidae.